Messenger RNA from Vanrija pseudolonga, 751 nucleotides. RefSeq names its product Putative tyrosine-protein phosphatase OCA1 (gene OCA1). Lineage: Eukaryota; Fungi; Basidiomycota; Tremellomycetes; Trichosporonales; Trichosporonaceae. Gene Ontology annotation, molecular function: phosphatase activity. Bases 47 to 679 code for a protein of 210 amino acids. The transcript has 5 exons. The record is from RefSeq and is a predicted model, not a curated record.
CCCCGACCGACGACAGCUCGCAGCCCAGACGGCUCGCAAGGCCACAAUGGCCUCAAAGCAGCCGAGCAACACGCUCAUUCAGGUCCCCGAGCGCUUCUCAAUCGUCGAGCCAGGCGUGUACCGAAGCGCGACGCCGACCGCAGCGCAGGUCUCCUUCCUCGGCUCACUUGGCCUGAGAACAAUCAUAUCCCUCACGGCCGAACACCCCAUCCCGGCCCUCAUCCACUUUACACGGACCAACCACGUCGACUUUAUCCACCUCGGGACCAACCUCUUCCAGCCGCUAAACGACUGGAAGCCCAUCGGCGACGAGAUCGUCAAAGCUGCGUUGGAGAUCAUCCUCGACGCGAGAUCACACCCUAUUCUAGUUAUUGAUCCAGUCGGUAUCCACCAGACGGGCAUCGUCCUCGGCUGCCUGCGCGUCAUGCAGGGCUGGAACUUUGCGUCGGCAUUGUCAGAGUACAGAGCACACUCGGGGCCGACAAAACACCGGUACUCGGACGAGACGUACAUCGAGUUGUUUGACCCAGACCUCAUCAACCUGCCUCCGAGCCACUGCCUCCCUAGUUGGUGGGCGCCGCCUGGACCUGGCGACGAAGCGGACGAUGACUGGCCCGAAGAGCUGGAGAAGCCAAAGGAGAAGGAAAAGAAGAAGAAGGAUAAGAAGGGUGAUGAUUGAGGGGACGGCGGUGGCAACUCCAGACCACCACCAGGCAUAGACUGUAUACUGCAUUUGGGACCGCCCAUCUAG